CCCCCCCACCCCUCUUCUCUCUCCCGCAUGAGGUACGCUCCCUCUCAUUCCCCAUCCAUCCGCCAUUAAAACCCUAAUCCCAAGCUCCGCUUAUGGCUCCGCUUCUCCAGAAGCUCUCCUUCCUCCUCCGCACCUCUUCCUCCUCUUUCCACCUCCUCCGAUCCCUUCUCCUGUCCACGGCAACAGCUUCGAAGAAGGCCCAAAACCCUUACGCUCCCGAGUCCCAUUUCAUGGUCGAUUACCUCGUCUCCUCCAUUGGGCUCUCCCGGGACCAAGCCAUUAAGGCCUCCAAGGGCCUCGCCCACCUCCGAUCCCCCGAUCGCCCCGACGCCGUCGUUGGCUUCCUCAAGCGCACCGGAUUAUCCGACGCCCACAUCAAAAGCCUAAUCUCCUGGCACCCCAAAUUGCUUUGCGCCAACACGGAGAAGACCCUCGAGCGCCGCGCUAAGGAGCUCGAGGAGGGCGGCUUCUCCGGGCCGCUGCUCGUCCAGGUCGUCCGGUCCAACCCUUUUGCUUUCACCAUCAAUGGCGUCCUCCAAAGGCUCCAGUUUUGGAAAGAGUUCGUCGGCGGCGACAACACGGUUUUCUCUAAGGUUGUGAGAAGAAAUAGGAUGCUUAUUAACUAUGAUAUCGAAAGGAAGGUUGUUCCUAAUAUUACUCUUCUGAGAAACUACGGAUUGUCCGACAAGGAUAUCACGCUGGUGAUGAUGAGGGUGAACGGGUUCAUACUCCGCUCGCCGAUCUCGAUUAAGCAUCUGCUGAAGCAAACAGAGGAUUUGGGCUUCUCCCCUGAGUCGAAGAUGUUCGUGCAAGCUCUGUCAGUGGUGGCCAUGAUUAAAAGUACGACAUUGCAGAAGAAGAUCGAGCUUUUCAAGAGCUUUGGGUGGUCUAAAGAUGAGGUUCAUAAGGCAUUUCGGAAGUGCCCGAAUGUGCUCUCGCUCGCGGAGGAGAAUGUGAGGUUGAAAAUGGAUUUCUUGCUGGGGAAAGCAGGCUGCCUGCCGGUGUAUAUCAAAGAGAGGCCGAUGCUUCUUGCCUACAGUUUGGAGAAGAGGCUGGUGCCUCGGCAUCAUGUGAUGAGUAUCCUCAAGGAGAAGGGGAUUGGAAAGUAUUUUAGCUUUUAUAGUGUCGUUGGUUUACCCGAGAAAAACUUUGUUGAGAAGUUUAUUAGGCGCAAUGAGAAAGGAAUGCCAGGUCUUGACAAGGUCUAUGCUGCUGCUUGCGCCGGAGUGAUACCCACUUAGUGGUCUCGAAGUUUCUGAAUGAAGUAUGGUGCUUUUCUACGUAAACGGCAAGAUCAUGAGCUCUUGUUUAAAUUUUAAUGCUCAAUUUGCACCUGGUUGUGGAGAGUACCUUCAUUAUGCUUGGAGGAAUUGUAAAAACUUCACUAAGUCAAGGCAUCGAUAUUUCUCAUGACCAUGAUUUCUAUUCUUUCAUGGUUUUGUUUAGAUUCUGAAUUUUCCUUUAAGGUCCAAUCUGUUUUGUGGUAGCAAGUAUGUAAUAUUUAUUCGAUCCCAAGUUCAAGCCUCUUAUCAGCAUGUCUUAUCUUAUAAGGCGCUUACAGAGCUACACGAGUGUUCAUAAUUUGCUGGGAGAUUAUCAGAGAGAGUUUGUCAUUCCCCUGGUUUGGUUGCUUCUAAAACAGCUAAUAGUUUGCUUCUCUAAUAGGUUGUUUGAGUUCAUCUGAGUUGUAUUAAGCAGGAUAGUUUUACGUGAUCCAUAGCUAAUGUAGGAAUUGUUUAGUCUACUGUUUUAGUCUAGUAUUACGAUAUAUGAUUCUUUUCUUGAUUCAUCAAUUUGUAGCGCUAGCAACUCUCCUUUGUUAUUGUUAUUUGCGUGUGGUUUCAAGUUGGAUUCAAUUUGCAUUGUAAUUUUUAGUUUUGUUAAUGUCUUCGUACUUACACCAUGCCACCACGUCUUAGCUAGUGUCGGUUGAAAGACUGACCAGCUAAGUCGCUAACCUUCUGCACAUCGGAGAUUAACAGACUUUGGAAUUUGAUGGACAACUUGAGUUCUAAUGUGUAUUUAGUUGGAUCAGAAGGGAAGAUAAUUUUAUCAACCCCAAAAUGGAACUAAAAGUCAGGUACACCUUACGAUUCUCUCCAUCUUUUACCUACGGCCCCUUUCAUUUCAGUUUCAAACUUGUUACAAUGUGUUAAAUUAGUAUAACUUUUCAUUUUUACAUAUUAAGUUUCACAUAUCUUAUCGAGUACAAUACGAUAAUUGUGUAUGAGAUUAUAGUUGUUUUGUUUUUUUUUUGUGCCUUUUCUUCUUUUCUUUGCACUUCCAUGAAAUUUUUUUUGUCUUUCCAAUUAUUCAUGUUUGAAAAACCAAUUUGGCGCAGCAUUUUUUACCCUUCUCUUUAGUGAUUAAUUGCUGUCUUUUUCACUAGCUCCUCCAAAUGCAGCUAACCUUAAAUGUAGCCGUGUUUUGUCCCUAUAAAUUGUUUCUCUAAUGCAGUUUUUACAACAUUACUGUAAAGCACCUGAAUCUAUUUAUGAUGUUUACAGGCCCCAAGUUAUUUUGUUAGUGUCCAUUGACAAGAAUGGUGCAAAGAAUGCUUACCUUUUAAUAAAAACUUAGAACUGUGAUGACCUCUCUGGUAAGUUAUUUCCACUGGGGUUGUUGAUUUAAUCAUUUGGGAUUUAAUUAUUUGGAAAUUGUAGGUUUUCUUCAUGGCUUAUCUGUAACAAUGAGAAAUAAGCAUGACAAAUUGCAACCAAGAUGUAGAUGCAACAUUAAUAACACUGUUAAGCAGAAUCAAUCGAACAGAACAUAUGCCUCCUUUACUUGCUGCAAGCUGUUUUCUUUUUCUUUGCUGCAUUUUAGUGGCGUUUUUUUAUAAUAAUUUUAUUCCUUCGAAGUUUGAGAGAGAUUUCCACGCCUGAAUGGAUGACAAAGAUGGACUUAAUUCAUCAUUUGUAGGUGGAUGCUUGUUGGUGUGUUGUGGAGAAAAUCCAACAUUGUAUAAGAGGGUGUGCCAUCACUACCUGUCGAUUAUAGAUUAAAACCUUUCACAAGGAAAUUCUUGUUGCAAUUGUAAUUUGGGGGUCCCAGGCUUCCCCACUACAAAGGAUCAAAAUAUACCCGCGGUGUUGGCAUCAAUGGUAAAAUUUUCUCAGUACCUGUGAUUGUAUAGAAAACUAAUAACUUUGGGCACCUGCAAAAUCGAACAUUUUAGCCUCAAUUUGGCAAAAAUCAAAAGCGAGUCCGUAUUUCGCCGAAGUUGAGUUCAUUAUAAGCUCACUGUUGGCUCUAACCCAUGGGCAUUUGGCAAGUCUUAUAGAUCAGCUUGGUAUCAAGGGCCGGAUAAUGCUUGUGCGCAAAAAAAAGGUGUUGGAACUACAGAAAUUAUACUUCAAAAGAGUAAUUGCCGGUAUGUGUGAAGGUAUGUUUUUCUAUCAUAUUUUGUUGCUGUCCAUAAUGCAGUUUACUCGUAAUCGAAAGGAAAGCCUAUAUCUCUCCAUUGCAGCCUGAUUUUCAGGAACUCUCCGAGCAGAUCUCAGAUGUGUUCAUAUCAAUGAAAGGGGCGACUCAUUAUUUUGAUUAAUGAUUUCUUCGGACGUAAAGAAGAUUCUGUAAAUACUUACUCCAAAUCUCGCUUUUCAGGAUCUGAUGCAGGAGAAUUUUUGGAAGGAUUUUCUUCGCAACUCUGGUCAGGCCAUUUGGUCUCAGUCGCAGUUUCUUUGUUUUUGAUUCAGCCCAGCCUGGAAUUCUGUUGUUCGACUCGGUAAAUUUUAAUUUAGGUUGGAUGUAAAAGCAUAUAUAUGCCGGCCUUGGGCUCAAAACCCGGCCUUGCCCGAAAUUGGUUCAUCGCGUCUUUUAAUGUCGUGCUAUUGAAAAUGUUAUUGUAUUAAAACCCUUUUAACAUAAUUUCUCUAUAAUAAAAAUAAAAAUUCUAAAUUA
Messenger RNA from Ananas comosus (pineapple), 3903 nucleotides. Its product is annotated as transcription termination factor MTERF2, chloroplastic-like. The transcript has 2 exons. The coding region runs from base 93 to 1241 and encodes 382 amino acids. Gene Ontology annotation, cellular component: chloroplast. Lineage: Eukaryota; Viridiplantae; Streptophyta; Magnoliopsida; Poales; Bromeliaceae. The record is from RefSeq and is a predicted model, not a curated record. Gene Ontology annotation, biological process: regulation of DNA-templated transcription; chloroplast organization. Gene Ontology annotation, molecular function: double-stranded DNA binding.